AUGAAGCAGGCCAAGCUAUCAUUUGUCUCCAAGCGGACAACUUCUACGAACGCUGCUGCCGGAAAGAACACCAAGUCCACCCGCAAGCAGCCCGCACGAGCCUCCUCCAGCCCCACAUCUAGCGAGCCUAUCAUCAUCUCGGAUAGUGACAGCGACGAGUCUUCCGAUGACAUCCACGUUGUGCCUGCUCCGAAGAAGCGGCGCCUCGACUCAUCUGGACUAGGAAGCGGGAAGAAGCAGCCUGAGCUGAAGGGUGUUGGAGAUCCCGCUGUGACCGAGCCGGAGAAUGAGAGAGAGCCUUUGAACUUGUCUGACCCGAGAUGGCGCAAGCUGUAUGGCUCAUCACGAGAGAAGAUGGGUAACUUGGAACCGGUUCAUGCGAACGGUCAGUCCAUGGUCCACCAUAUCCUGCGGGUGUUCGACCUUUCGUACGAAUAUGGUCCCUGUGUUGGAGUAUCCCGCCUGGAUCGCUGGGAACGAGCCCACGCGCUUGGUUUGAAUCCGCCUCCGGAGGUGAAAGAGAUCUUGUUGACCAAGGAAGGUGGCACGGAUGAGCAGUUCUCGCAAUCCGUCUUCCACGGUGAGGUUUAG
Messenger RNA from Dichomitus squalens LYAD-421 SS1, 591 nucleotides. RefSeq lists its product as uncharacterized. Gene Ontology annotation, cellular component: delta DNA polymerase complex. The transcript is spliced from 4 exons. Gene Ontology annotation, biological process: DNA synthesis involved in DNA repair; DNA-templated DNA replication. The record is from RefSeq and is a predicted model, not a curated record. Lineage: Eukaryota; Fungi; Basidiomycota; Agaricomycetes; Polyporales; Polyporaceae. Bases 1 to 591 code for a protein of 196 amino acids. Gene Ontology annotation, molecular function: DNA-directed DNA polymerase activity.